UGCGACAGCUCUGGGGGAACGGGGAUUCAUCUAUUUUAGGUUGACGGAGUGACUUUUCAUACCGAACCCAUAAAGAAGUCAGUCUUUAAAGGGCGCAGUGGGAGCAGAUCAACUGGAUUUACGCUCACAUCACCAUCGAAUGAGGGAUAGGAGGACAGAUAAGAGCGUGGAAAUGGAAAAAGGACGACAGGACAAAUGUAUUCUCGUCAUAUUUUAUCUGCAUUUGUGGUACAAGCCUAUGGCGGAGGCGAUCCAUCCGGACUGCGCCAUCAUUUCGCAGCACCUGAGGGCUCAGGAGAUCUGCAGCCAGACGAGGAGGAGCGAAGCGCAAAACCACACCGACUACAGCGGAUGUAAAACUGAGUGGGAUGAUAUCGGAUGUUGGCGAAGAGCUGAAGUCGGGCAGGUGGUCAACUUAUCCUGCUCUGAAGUUUUCCAGCAUUUCUCCAGCAAUCAAGGGUACGUUUACAGGAACUGCACUGUCGACGGCUGGUCAGAAAUGUACCCGCCGUAUGAAGAGGCCUGUGUUUUCAGUGACGACAGUGAGCCUGAAUCUGAGACAAGUUACCUCUCCACCUUCAGACAGGUUUACACUGUGGGCUAUGCUACCUCUCUCAUCUCUCUAAUGACGGCUAUUGUGGUGUUCACAGCUUUUAGAAAAUUCCGCUGCACCAGAAACUACAUCCACAUCAACCUGUUCUCCUCGUUCGUCCUGAGAGCCAGCGCCGUUUUCAUUAAAGACACUGUUCUGUUUGCUGAUGAGACCUUGGACCACUGCUCCAUGUCCACGACAGCGUGUAAGUCGGCGGUGGCUUUCUUCCAGUUCAGCAUCCUGGCCAAUUACUUCUGGUUGUUGGUGGAGGGCAUGUAUUUGCAGACGCUGCUCGCUCUAACCUUUGUGUCUCAGAGGAAAUACUUCUGGUGGUACAUCCUGAUUGGAUGGGGUCUCCCGUCAACAGUUCUUAUACUCUGGGUGUUGACCAGAUUCUUCUACGAUGAUAGAGGUUGCUGGGAUGACAACGAUAACGUUGCUAUUUGGUGGAUUAUUAAAGGACCGAUUACAGCCUCUCUGUUGAUCAAUAUAGUCAUCUUUGUGAAUGUGAUCCGGAUCCUGGUUCAGAAACUCAAAUCUUCAGCCAUGGCUGGAAAUAAUGACACCGGGCAUUUCAUGAGGCUGGCUAAAUCCACUCUGUUCCUCAUCCCUCUGUUUGGGAUGCACUACACUGUGUUUGCUUUCCUGCCUGAAAACACUGGAGUGGCUGCCAGACUCUACAUUGAACUGGGUCUGGGCUCUUUUCAGGGUUUUGUGGUGGCGUUGCUGUACUGUUUCAUGAAUGGAGAGGUCCAAGCAGAGCUGCGACGGUGGCUGCGGAAGUGUCACAGUCAAAACCAUCUCACACCAGCCAAGCGAAGUAUCACCCAGAUCACAAUUCGAGCUCGCGGGGGACUUGGACGGCCUGCCUCUAGUGGGAACGUGUCUUCAGUGUGAUUUUUGAGUCUGUCCUUAAGAGGAUAUUUGGGCAAGCAAAAUAUCAGAGAUGGUCCUGCUGAUAAUAUGAACCCAACAUCCCUUCUGCGAUAACAGAGAGACCACAAUGAACACUGGUGAGUCACUGAGAAAAUGAAUAACAUCAGUGGCAGAAGCUGUGAUGAUUAUAAUGGUACGGCACACACUUCUGAUCUUUGUGUGCAAUCUCUCAUAUCAUUGAAACCGAAAACUACAAAUAAGGAAGAGGAUUUGUGUGGAGGCAUCAUCUGUGUCAUGGUGAUACUGUGGACAGAGGAGACAGUGCUGGCCCUGAGCUGUAGGAGCAGGAUUUCCCACUGUUGUGUUUACUAUUUGGACAAUGUGAUCCUAUUUGUUCUGUACAAAAAUUCCAUGGCACUGCAUGGGGACAGCUGUGGAAACAAUGGAUAUUUGACGUCGCUGUAAAAAUAUGAAAUCCAACCUGAUUUUUCCAACAGUCUGUGCUAAUCAGACUCUUCCAGUUGAGUCUGGUUUGAAAAUAUUAUGCAGGAAAGUGUGCACUGACUGGAUUCCGUGCAUCGAUUCACUAACUGCUGAAGAGAAAUGUAAAAUUAUAAAUACCAACGGGCACCAGAGUGAGCUCAUAUAAAGUUGUGUGUUAAUGAAACGGCCGUAUUUUGGUGCAUAAUUGUCUUAAAAGCUGUCUGCUCUGAUGAGCCGUGUUUUUAAACAGUAUUUGUGAAUAUUUAUAAGUUUAUUCCCUUUUUUAUGCUGCUGUAUUAUGUGAUGAAUUUGGACAUUUUUCCGCCUUGGAGAAUAAUUUAGAGGACAAGUGUUUAAACAGCAUCAUAAUGGGGCUACGUAUAAAAAAAACAUGUUAAUAUACACUGUCCAGGUAAA
Molecule: messenger RNA, 2368 nt
Organism: Sphaeramia orbicularis (orbiculate cardinalfish)
Lineage: Eukaryota; Metazoa; Chordata; Actinopteri; Kurtiformes; Apogonidae
Gene: ghrhra
Product: growth hormone releasing hormone receptor a
Exons: 13
Coding region: 140-1489 (449 amino acids)
Biological process (GO): adenylate cyclase-modulating G protein-coupled receptor signaling pathway; cell surface receptor signaling pathway
Cellular component (GO): plasma membrane
Molecular function (GO): peptide hormone binding; G protein-coupled peptide receptor activity; vasoactive intestinal polypeptide receptor activity
Source: RefSeq, a predicted model, not a curated record